Messenger RNA from Maudiozyma saulgeensis, 2985 nucleotides. The record is from the annotation of a GenBank genome assembly. Lineage: Eukaryota; Fungi; Ascomycota; Saccharomycetes; Saccharomycetales; Saccharomycetaceae.
AUGAGUGAAAGGACGACACCAUUUGAAGUGGUAGCCCAAUUCCCUUAUCAAUCGGAAUAUGAGGAUGAUCUAAAUUUUAACAAAGGACAAAAGAUUAAUGUUACAUCCAUUGAGGAUGAUGAAUGGUACUAUGGGGAAUAUACAGAUAGUACAACUGGAGAGUUAAUUCAAGGUAUUUUCCCAAAAAGUUUCGUAAUCGAAGAGACGGUAAACGUCGAGCCAACGGUUACAGAGGUCCCUGUUCCAACAAAAGUUACAGAACAGGCUCCCGUUCCUGAAGCAGUGCCCAUGCCUUUAAAUGAAACAGUAGUGGAAGCUUCAAAAGAGAAGGUCCCAUCACAUUUGAAACAAACUAUUAAGGAGGAUGGUUACGUUCCUAUGCCAAAGUCGACAAUGUUCGAGGAAUCGCCAGUUAAAGUUCCAACGAGCACUGCAAUCCCACCACCUGUAAAUGCGAGUAGUAAUGAUUAUUCUUCAAAAACCGAAGACGAUUUACCAAAAAUGAGUUUAAAGGAAAGAAUUGCUUUAUUACAGGAACAACAGAGAUUACAGGCUGAGAAGGAAGCCCAAGCUGCAGAAGCUGCAGAAGAAGAAGUUAACAACGAUAAAGAAAAUAACAACAUAGAAGUUAACAACGAACCUAUUGAUAAUACGGAAAAUGAAGUCCCUCCAUUGGCUAGUGCUAGAAAUAUUCCACAGGGCAUUCCUAAGUCGGAUACUAGUUCAGAAGAUGAAUUAGAACAAAAGAAGGAGGUUCCUCAUCAUGCUGAUUACACCCAACAGACUACAGCUACAGAAGAACCGCCGAUUCCAAAUGCUCCUGUGCAAUCAAUUCCAUCCGAACUAACAACAGUAGAACAUACUAACUUAUCGGGUGAAGAACCGCCAGUGCCUGUGAUGAAAAAGAUUGUAAGUACCACCGAAGAAGAGGAACCUCCCCAAGUGAUGGAAGGUGGUAACAGUGAUGAGGAAGUUGCGCAAAGAAGGGAAGAAGGUGAAGGUGAAGGUGAAGGUGAAGAGGAAGAGGAAGAAGAGGAAGAUACAGAAGAAUCUCGUAGAGCUGCAUUAAGAGAAAGAAUGGCUAAAUUGGCCGGUGCAGGGAGAUUUGGUGGGGCAGCUGGAUUUAAUCCAUUCGGUGCUCCAAUGCCGUCUACAUCAGGUACGUCUUCUAAAAAGAAGGUCAAAAAGUCUGCUACAAACCCUGCGGAAGCAGAAGCUGAACAAGAGCUAAAUGAGAUGCCAGAAGCAGUCCCAAUCAUGCCAUUUGCAGAUCCGAAUGCUGUUCCUUUCCUUAAGAAGAAAAUCUCUAAUGCAGAAAAUAAAGCCAGUGAAUUCGUUGUUGGGGCUGAAAAAAGUAUUGACACUAGUAAGGAAACCGUUGACGGUAACAUCGAUAAACUUAAAGAAAUCCACCAUAAAGCAUAUCAAAACGUAGGCAAUGCUCCUUCUGAAAGUGGGGAUGAAUUCGAAGACGCAAUUAACAGUAUGAGUGACACAAUAGAUAAUGCAUUUACAAGCGCCAAGGAUAAAACUGAAGAGGUACAAACGUUCCUGUCAGAAAAACAAGGAACCAUCCCAAUAGAUAUUCCUGAUAUCCCAACCAAAUCAACUGAUGAUCUUGAGGACACGUCAAACACAGAAACCACAGAGAGUAAGGCACCAGCCAUAGAAGAUAAAUCGGCUCCACCAAUUCCUUCGAUUCCACCAAUGCCAAAACAAAGAGAAGCCCCACCUUUACCAUCUGCUACACCUGUUGAUGAAGAAUUAGAACAGGAUAUUCAAACUGUUAAGGCACCUCCACCUCCUCCAACAACUACACUUCCUGAUCUUCCAUCCUCUUCAACUGUUCCUCCUAUUCCAUCUAUGCCUGUUACAUCUACUUCUAUCCCAGCAAUUCCAUCCAGUAUAGACAACUAUGGUACAUCAGAAACAAAUGUAGAUCGUACCGCAGGAGAGAAAGAAGCUUUCACAGAAGGUCAUGACCAUAUGCAUGCGCCUCCACCUCCUCCACCUCCAGCUGCAAGCACCAUAAACACCACUGAAGAAAUCUUCUCGUCUGGUGAUUCAUUCCCUCAUGGUGCUCCUCCUCCACCUCCUCCACAUCGUGAGGUUCAGGAGCUGCCUCAAACUUCUCGAUCAGCCCCACCACCCCCUCCCCCAGGGACCUCAGCGCCAACCUUUCCAGGUGUUCCUAGUGAUGCUCAUUCCUUAAAACUUAACAAAACAUUCAGUGAGUUAGAUGCUUCAUUAAGAAAUGUCAAAAUCGAAUUCAAUCCAAAUGAUACAUGGUUUUUGGAAAUAGCUGCACCACAGGAAAUUUUAGAUUCUAAACUGAAAUAUAGAAUUGACAUUGAUGACACUGCCAUUGAAAAGAGAGGACAUGAGAAAUGGAUCCAUAGGUCGUUCUAUUACAUCUUUGAGAAUUACGCAAUACUGUCGUUGUCAGUUGUCUUUAAUUCUGCUACACCGCACACUACAGCAAUCUUGGUAAGUGAGGAUUAUAUUCCAAGCCCAGAAAAAGUUUCUGAUAAGAACAUCGUAGGUCCAUAUAAUACAAGUAUCAUUAAACAAUGCCAAGCAUUAGCAGGGAAGGAAUCCAUACCCAGUAGUUUUGUCAGUCAGAUAAUAUCGAAAAUGGUUGACCAAAAUGUUGUUCUUCCAAUAGAUAAUCGUACAUUUGGCUCCGUUAUUUUAGAUUUUAAAGCAGGAAAUGAAAUUGACCAAGACGCCUUAAAAUAUGUAAGAGAAGGUGACAUUGUUGUAAUAAGAAAAGCCAAAUUUGAAACGCAUAAGGGAGUUGUAAAUGUUGGUGAACCGGAUCUCUUUGUUGCUGUUGUCACGAGCUACGAUUUUACUAAGGGAAAAUUGAGAGUUAUUGAAGAGCAUAAGGGUGUUUUAGUUCAAUCCAGUUAUAGAUUAUCAAAGAUGAAGAGUGGUAAAAUGAAGGUAUUUAGAGUUUUGUCCAAAGAUGUUUUCGGUUGGUAA